AUGAACGCCGAGACGAGCUUCAAGGACACGUGCAAUGCGAUCAGGCGGCUGACCAUCGCGUCCCUCCGCAACGGUGCUAUCACGACCGUCCUCAUCGCGGUGGUCAUCUUCUGCAUCCAACCGGAGACCAACACCGCGACGAUGAUCGAGAUCAUCGUCGGCCGCAUUUACUCGCUCUCGAUGCUCUCUAACCCGAACAACCGCGCGUCGCUGCUCGGCGACACCAGCCUGCACGGCAACAAGACCUCAGAGGCCAACAUCGGUAUCAAUCCCCACGGCAUCGACGGCAACUACACGGGCGGGGUCCCGAUGGUGCUGCGCAUCCGGCAUGACGUGGAGACGCACUAUCAACGCGACGCUAUACCAAUGGAGGCGCGCGGCAAGGAGGGCGGCGGCCUGGAGAGUAACGAGGACGGGAUCGUCAUCGAGUAUAAGUUCCAGGAGGGGACCGUGUAUAACCAUCCUUUCUAG
Mycena citricolor is the source of this 471-nucleotide messenger RNA. The record is from the annotation of a GenBank genome assembly. Lineage: Eukaryota; Fungi; Basidiomycota; Agaricomycetes; Agaricales; Mycenaceae.